AUGGAUGAGAUUAAUAAACUAAGUGAUGAUGUAUUUGAACAAAUUAAAGAUUUUAAUCGUUAUUUCCUGACUGAAGAACAAAAAUCGUUAAUCGAUAAUCUAAUAACAGACAAAGAAUUAAAAGAACGUUAUAAAAAAAAUGGUUUAUGUGGAAAUUGUAAACAGCCUAAUACUGAUUAUAAUUGGUGCCAGUCAUGUUUUUCUAAUUAUUUCCAACAAAAUUUCAAAAAUUGGACAAGCGGAAAUCAUGACGUUGAUGAAUUUAUUCAAAAAGCACAAUUAAAAACUAAAUGGUAUCGUCAAAUCAUAGAGUGGACUGAAUAUGAUAAAUUUGAUGAUGUUGAAUAUUUAGCAAAAGGGGGAUUUGGAACUACUUUUAAAGCAGUUUGGAAAGAUGGUCCUAUUUGGGGUUGGGAUUAUUACAAUAAUCAAUGGAAAAGAGAUGGUGAAGCAAAAGUUGCUUUAAAGUGCUUACAUAAUUCACAAGAUAUUACAGCAGAUUUUUUAAAAGAAGUUGAAUCAAAUAUUUUAGCAUGUGAAUCAAAUUAUAUAGUACGUUGUUUUGGUAUUACCAAAGAUCCAAAAACAAAUGAUUUUAUGAUGGUAAUGGAUUUAAAAAAUGGUAACUUAAGACAACAUUUAAAUAACAACUUUAUUUCAAUGGAUUGGAAGCAAAAGUUGUGGAGUUUACAAGGUAUUGCAGAUGGUCUUAAAAAUAUUCAUAAAAAAGGAUUUAUUCAUCAUGAUUUUCAUUGUGGAAAUAUAGUAAGCGAUUUUGGUAGUAAUGAUAGUGCUUUUAUUACUGAUUUGGGAUUAUGUCAACCGGCAAAUGUCAAACUCUCUCAAAAUAGUAAUAAAAAAACAUAUGGAGUAUUACCUUAUGUAGCUCCAGAAGUUUUAAGAGGAAACGAAUAUACUCAUAAAAGUGAUAUUUAUGGAUUUGGAAUCAUUGCAUAUGAAAUUUGUACAAGUUUCCCUCCUUAUUAUGAUAUAGCUCAUGAUGAAUUCUUAGCAAUGAAAAUUUGUAAUGGGUUGAGGCCAAAGUCUAAUUAUAAAAUACCUCAAUUAAUUCUUGACAUUAUUAAUCAAUGUUGGGAUUGUCUCUUAUACACAUCUAGAUGUGUAUAA
Messenger RNA from Rhizophagus irregularis DAOM 181602=DAOM 197198, 1128 nucleotides. RefSeq lists its product as uncharacterized. The record is from RefSeq and is a predicted model, not a curated record. Gene Ontology annotation, molecular function: protein serine/threonine kinase activity; ATP binding. Lineage: Eukaryota; Fungi; Glomeromycota; Glomeromycetes; Glomerales; Glomeraceae. Gene Ontology annotation, biological process: protein phosphorylation.